AUGGCAGAUACAACACCAGACUUAUCACAUAAAUUUAUUUUAUCUGUUGUAGUCCGCUUUGUUAAUGAUAAAGGAAAACCAGAAGAAAGAUUGCUUGAAGUCCGUGAAAUUGUAGACAAGACAGGCAAAGGAAUGGCUAAUGAAAUCUUAGAAACAUUAUCUACUAAUAAUUUAGAUCUUCAAAAUCUAGUUUUUCAGUCCUAUGAUUUCGCAAAUUAUAUGUCUGGUCAAUUUAAUGGUGCUCAACAAAAAAUAUCAGAAGCUAUUGGACGUAAAAUUCCAUAUAUUCCUUCUGUAUUAAACAUAACAGAUGCUACUUUAUUUAUUUCAAGUACUCUGAAAUCAUUAGACAUUAUAAAUUGUGAUUCUGAAAAUAUGAACAACCUGAUCCAAAGUGCUGUAGUUUUUUUGAAAAAAUAUGUUGUUGAUGCUGAAAAAGAAUUUUCUGUACGACACCAUCGUCGAAUUGCCCCUAAAAAUUUGGACAUUAAUAGAAGUAAUGCUUUUGAAUUUUCCUUUUACUCUUUUUAUAGGAAAGAGUUUAAAGUGGUCUUAGAUAAACUGAAUGGUUUAAUAAAAGAUCAUCUUGAAAAAUCUAUUAAUGAUAUUAAGCCAUUAUACAGUAUGUUUAAACCAGCAUUUUCAAAAAAAUUGUUGACGGAAACUCUUAUUCAAGAUGCAAUACAACUUUUACCAAAUAACAUUGAAAUUGAUACAUCAACUUUGCAGUGUGAACUAGAAGUGCUCUACGAUCAAUGUCAAAAUAAAAGCACUAUGAGUGACCUAGCAAUAGUUUCCCAUGAAUUAAAAACUGCUUUACCAUUGGCAAAUUUAUUAUGCCACUUAUCGUGUACAGUACCUGUAACCGUUGCUGGCAAUGAAAGGUCAUUUAGCAAAUUGAAAAUAGUCAAAAACUAUUUAAGAACAACCCAAGAAGACUCUAGGUUAAACAAUUUGAUUUUAAUUUCUUCUGAAAAAGAUUUGGUGGAUAAAAUUUCUUUAAAUGAAAUGGCUCAAAAAUGGUACAUACAAUUUGCUAUUACUGUUUCACUAUGA
Molecule: messenger RNA, 1056 nt
Organism: Melanaphis sacchari
Lineage: Eukaryota; Metazoa; Arthropoda; Insecta; Hemiptera; Aphididae
Exons: 3
Coding region: 1-1056 (351 amino acids)
Molecular function (GO): protein dimerization activity
Source: RefSeq, a predicted model, not a curated record